Fulvia fulva is the source of this 594-nucleotide messenger RNA. RefSeq lists its product as uncharacterized. Gene Ontology annotation, molecular function: acyltransferase activity, transferring groups other than amino-acyl groups. Lineage: Eukaryota; Fungi; Ascomycota; Dothideomycetes; Mycosphaerellales; Mycosphaerellaceae. Bases 1 to 594 code for a protein of 197 amino acids. The record is from RefSeq and is a predicted model, not a curated record. The transcript is spliced from 3 exons.
AUGGCCGACCCCUUCCGCUCCAAACGCCUCCUCUACCGCGCACCAGAGUCCCCAGAAGACGAACCUUUCUUCCUAGGCAUCCAACAGGACUCCCUUGGCUACCAGAACUCCAAUAUCAGCAUACCUCGCCCACAGGGCAAAGGGAGUAUGUUAGGCGUUGUGAUUUGUUUGCCUCCUGAUGAUGACUGUGAGAGAAGCGAGGCAGAAGGGAAGAAACGCUCAUCCACGCCGAUCGGUGCAAUCAAGUUGAGCGCAUACCCCGCGAGAAUGAUGCACCACCGCUUCUCAGAGAUCGGGAUCGAUAUCGAUCAGGAGCAUCAGGGACGGGGCUAUGGGAGUCAAGCGAUUCUGUGGUGUUUGGGGUGGGCUUUUGAGAGGGCGGGAUUGCAUAGGGUUUUGAUCAGGGCUUUCGAGUGGAAUGAGGGUGCUGUGAGGCUGCCUAGACGGCUGGGGUUUGUGGAGGAGGAGAGGGGGAGGGAGGCGUUGUGGUUUGAGGGGAGGUGGUGGGAUGAUGUGUCGUUUGGGAUUUUGGAGGGGGAGUGGAGGGUCAUGAAGGGGAGGGGGAGUAGGGGGGAGAGUAGAGGGAGAGGGUAG